Danaus chrysippus (African queen) is the source of this 1332-nucleotide messenger RNA. The record is from the annotation of a GenBank genome assembly. Lineage: Eukaryota; Metazoa; Arthropoda; Insecta; Lepidoptera; Nymphalidae.
UUGUUCACAGAUGGGCUUGAGGGCGCGUGCGAGGUAGGAUGGUGGUGGAUGGGGUCUCGGGCCACUGGGGUCAUGAACAGCUCGGCGCCUCUCGAGUGCGACACGGACCUCGACGUCUCCCCCUCCGACAAACUGUUCCGCUUCGUGGUCCAUGGAGUCCUCCUCAACGCGAUCGGUGCGGGCGGCCUGCUCGGGAACGGCCUCUCUGUGUUGGUCCUCUCCCGGCCUCAGAUGAGAUCCUCCAUCAACUGCCUGCUGGUGGGGCUGGCCGCCUGCGACACCGUCCUCAUCUUCACGUCGAUAAUGCUCUUCGGCCUCACCGCGAUAUAUCCGUACACCGGCGCCAUGCGGUACUACUACUACCACGUGUCCCCUCACCUCACCCCCUACGCAUAUCCAAUAGCGAACGUCGCUCAAACGAUGUCGGUGUACCUGACUCUGAUCGUGACCAUAGAGCGGUGGGUGGCCGUGUGUCAUCCUUUCCGAGCGAAGGCUCUCUGCACGUCCUCUCGCGCUCGCUGGUACGUGUUGGGGACGGCGACCUUCGCCUUCGCCUACAACGCCCCAAAGUUUUUCGAGGCCGAGGUUAUAGCGGAAGGCAAUCCGGAGAGCGGCGAGGUCAUAUACUGCGUGAGAGCAGACAUGAACUUCCGCACCGAUAGGUAUGUGGUGGUUUAUAUACAUUGGAUGUAUCUAGUAGUCAUGUACAUAGUACCUUUCUCUGCCCUCGCGGCUCUAAACGCCUGCAUCGUGAAACAAGUCCGCCGGGCCCAGGCGGAGCGCGCUCGCCUGUCUCGUGUCCAGCGUCGGGAGCUCGGGCUGGCCACGAUGCUGCUCGUGGUGGUGCUGGUGUUCUUCCUCUGUAACCUGUUACCGCUCGUUACGAAUGCUUUUGAAGUAUUUCUCGGAGACGCCUUCGAAAACCUGGAUCCGCUGGUUAAAACGAGCAACCUUCUAGUUACCAUAAACAGUAGCGUCAACUUUGUGAUAUACGUUAUAUUCGGCGAGAAAUUUAAACGGGUGUUUCUAAAAAUAUUUUGCGCGGGAAGAAUACGUCCGCGAGGUUUGAGAGAUUCUCCGGAACACACUCGAGACGAUUCCUUUGGGUCGUGUGGGGAGCGGAUGUCGCUGCGUCUGGCUCGGAACGGGACAUUAAGGCGUUCAGACCUCCGCAGUACACGCACGGGUCCAGGUCGACAGAGGCGAGCAGCUUCACCAGCACCCACCGUCUACUACCCGGCGCCGACACCCUCCACCGACAUCUCGAUCGCCUCCACGGACGCGCCGCCCUCCGUGUUGAGAUGGAACGGUAACUCCAGACACCACUUCUGA